AUGUAUCUUAGGAUAGGCGUCCGUAAGCAGGAUCGACGUUUUCAGCGUAUCUUAUAUCGCUUCAGUCGGAAUGACAAUUUAGGAGGUGGUUCAGAUAUUCAAAUUCCAAUAAAAUCAUUAGAAUUCAAUAGAGUAGCCUUUGGACUAAAGUGUAGCCCAUUUUUAGCUCUUCGCACUGUCUCGCAACUAGUACAGGAUGAGGGUCACCGUUUUCCUAUAGGUAAAGAAGUCGUGCAGAGAGAUCUUUACAUGGACGAUAUAGCUAGCUCACUGAUGAAUUCCGAUCGAGCUAUUUCUGCCUUUCAAGAGUUAAUCGGGCUAUUUAAGGCUGGGGGCUUCGAUCUAGUCAAAUGGAGUAGCAAUAGCACAAGGGUACUUGAAUAUAUUCCUGAAGAUUAUCGCUUGUCGCAAAAUGUCGAAUUUCACAAGGACGAUACCUUGAAAAUAUUAGGUCUUUACUGGCGUCCUCAUGAUGAUGAGUUCGCCUUCAAGGUAAUUUCAGAUGAUCGCCCUUGCACUAAGAGAAACAUUUUGUACUCUGUCGCACGUUUGUUUGAUGUUUUGGGCCUGGUAGCACCUGUAAUUUUGUAUGCCAAGCUUUUAAUCAAGGAGCUUUGGAUUGCUAAAAUAGACUGGGACGCUGAUCCCCCACAACGAAUUACACGACUGUGGAAUGAAUUCCGACGGGAACUUCCCCUGCUUGCCCAGAUGAAAUUUCCUCGGCACCUUGGAGUGGUUCAUGGCUGUUCGGUGACAAUUCUGGGUUUCGCUGACGCGAGUGAAAAGGCUUAUGGCGCCGCAGUUUAUAUUCGAGUAGACGUCAAACAAAUUCAGACAACUGUCAUUUUGUCAUGCGCAAAGUCAAAGGUUGCGCCCUUGAAGGUUGUAUCAUUAGCACGUCUGGAAUUAUGUGCAGCCUUGUUGCUUUCUAAAUUAAUAAAAAAGGUUUUUGAAAUAUAUUCGAGUAGAUACCCAAUUGAUUCGGUGUUAGCAUUUUCAGACUCGACCGUAGUGUUAAACUGGAUUCACUCUUCUCCGCACCGAUGGCACACGUUUGUUGCCAAUAGAGUCUCCAAAAUCCAGGACAACUUACCAUCGUCAUCAUCAUCAUUCUCUAAACCAUUUCCCAUUAUCUGGGGUCGGCGCAGUAAAUCUUUUUGUUCCAUUCCUCUCUAUCAGCCGUCAUUUCCAUACUUACUCCUUUCAUUCUCAUAUCACUCUUCACACAAUCGAUCCAUCUUUUAUUCGGCCUUCCUCUGCCCGUGUGUCCCUCCACAUUCAUAUUCAACACUCGUUUUGUGA
Molecule: messenger RNA, 1302 nt
Organism: Parnassius mnemosyne (clouded apollo)
Lineage: Eukaryota; Metazoa; Arthropoda; Insecta; Lepidoptera; Papilionidae
Source: the annotation of a GenBank genome assembly